Molecule: messenger RNA, 3189 nt
Organism: Syzygium oleosum
Lineage: Eukaryota; Viridiplantae; Streptophyta; Magnoliopsida; Myrtales; Myrtaceae
Product: scarecrow-like protein 34
Exons: 2
Coding region: 552-2951 (799 amino acids)
Biological process (GO): regulation of DNA-templated transcription
Cellular component (GO): nucleus
Molecular function (GO): sequence-specific DNA binding; DNA-binding transcription factor activity
Source: RefSeq, a predicted model, not a curated record
UGAGGAUGACACGGAUGGAGAUCAACCGGGCCCGCCUUUAUUUUCUGACCCAAAUCUUCCUACGUAAUCUCUUCAUUUCUUUUUUAAAUUUACCUGUAGCUUUUGUGAUUUUUUCCUCGGAAUUCAAGAUGAAGUUGAGUUGUUCAGCUCGGCCAGUUCACGGAAGAUUCCGAAUUUCACACCAUCCUCUAUCAGCUGACUCCCUCGUAUAAAGAUCGCAUCGGAGACUUAUCAUUCUUCAUUCAGCUUCCAACCCCACUUUUCCAUUUUUACGGGAGGGGCAUGUCGAUGUUUACUUCCUGCGGGGUCCUUUCCCGUUGAAGUACUCCGCUUUUCUCCCUUCUCGCGAUCUGUUAUUCUUCGACUUUAAUCGACCCUGUUUAAGCAAACGAAGAAAAAAAAAAAAGACAAGAACAUUGAAGAGUGAGUUCUUUUGUUGCGGGCUGAGCAUUUUAGUUCAGUUGGUUCAUGUUUUGGGGGUCCAAAGAUACUGGCGAUUUGCAUCAAAAUUUGAUGUUAGGGUGGGGACUUUGAUAGGGUUUGGAGAGUAGAUGACCAUGGAUCCUUUGUUCUUUGAUUACUCGGCUUGUAUCGAUCUGGAUGAUCUUCCAAUAGACAGCCAUGUCUUUUCACAUAGUCCAGAUCAGAACCCAAGUCUCACAAAUGGUUUCUUUUUGGAUGACCCUAUUCUAGACCUUGAAUCCUCAGAUAGUGCUUUUCUUUCGAAUAAAGUAGACCCUGUAACCAAACUCCCUUCGAAAUCUGUCGACCUCGAUAAUGGAGAUUUAAUCUUUCCCUCGACAAUGGUGAGCCUAGAUGGAGGCUCAUUUGGUCCAUCCAUGAGCUCGAGUAGGGACCAGAGUCCAGAGGGAGAUUCUCUGUCCCCCUCGGGGGACAUCGACUCAUUGGAUCCCGUUCUAAAGUACAUAAGUCAGAUACUUAUGGAAGAGAACAUGGAGGAGCAACCGUGGGUAUUCGCCGAUGAGGUUGCUCUGCAAAAUGCUGAAAAAUCAUUGUACGAUGUCCUUGGUCAGCAGCAUUUGGAACAGUCUGAUCAGAGCCCCUCACAGGUUGAUUUAAGCCAUUAUAUAGAGAGCACAACUAGCAACCUUUCUGGAAGUAGCAGUGCUCCCAGAAGCCAUGAUGCUACAAACGUUACUUUCAGCUUCAGCGACUCAGCCAAUGCUAAUAUUCUGCAUACAAUCGGAGAUCAUAGCCAUGCUGUCGUGAAAAAUCCUGACCAAGACUUCCAGUCGAAUGUGGAUUCCAUUUCGCAGUUCUUGGCCAAUUCUUCAAACAGCAUCACCAAUCAUGAUGAUGGGUCUGAGGAAUCUUUGCAUGGGCUUCUUGUCAAGAGCAUUUUAAGCGAUGGAGAGUCUAUGAUUCAGUUUAAGAAAGGAUUAGAGGAGGCCAGCAAAUUCCUUCCUACCAACAAUCAAUUACGAAUUAAUCCAGAGGACAGCAAACCGUCAUCUGAAACAAAGAAAGGAACCACAAGAACGCGUAUCAAUGAGGAAAUCAACAUGAAGGGGUCAUCUAAUGGAUUCAAGGGAUUAAAGAAUCGCGAGAGGGACGAGGAUGCUUUUGAGGAAGGCAGGGCUAGUAAGCAAACAGCCUUGUACGCAGAAGAGGGUGAGCUUUCAGAUUUAUUCGAUAAGGUGUUGCUCUGCACCGAAAAUGGUGGGGCUAUGUGUUCUGGCGAUGGAUCUGGGGAGACCGGGCUGAGGAAAGACAUACAGCUACAAAGGAACAAGCGCGGUUCCAAUAGGGGUAGGGUUCGUGGUAAGAAGCAGGGAAGCAAGAAAACUGUUGACUUGAGAACUCUUCUGAUUCUCUGUGCACAAGCUAUCUCUACUAGUGAUUUCAGGACUGCUAAUGAAUUGUUAAAGCAGAUUAGAGAGAACUCUUCUCCUUUUGGGGAUGCCUCUCAAAGAUUGGCCCAUUACUUUGCCAAUGGGCUGGGGGCACGAUUGGUGGGCAACAACAUUCGAACGCAAGACUUUUAUUCUACUGUUGUUGCCAGGACGACUUCAGCUGCUGAUGUCUUGAAAUAUUACCACCUUCACAUUUCAACAUGCCCGUUUAAGCAGUUCUCCAUGUUCUUUGCCAAUUUCAUGAUUUUUAAAUUUGCAGAGAAAGCCACUACCCUCCACAUAAUUGAUUUCGGCAUUGCAUUCGGUUUUCAAUGGCCAAUCCUCAUACAGAAGCUCUCUUCUCGAUCAGAAGGGCCUUGUAGAUUACGCAUCACAGGGAUAGAGCUUCCACAGGCUGGUUUGCGCCCGGCAGAAAGACUAGAGGAGACAGGUCGCCGUUUGAAAAAGUAUUGUGAGCGUUUUGAUGUCCCUUUUGAAUUCAAUUUCAUAGCAUCAAGGAAUUGGGAAUCCAUCAAACUUGCGGAUCUCAAGAUUCAACGCCAUGAGACAGUUGCUGUGAAUUGUUUAGAUCGGUUUAAGAAUCUCCUUGAUGAGACAGUUGAGGACAACAAUCCACGUGAUGCUGUGUUAGAACUAAUUCGGGAAAUUAAACCGGAUAUUUUUGUUCAUGCUGUAUGUAACGGCUCCUACAAUGCGCCCUUUUUUGCGACAAGAUUCCGAGAGGCACUUUUUCAUUUUUCUACAGGGUAUGAUAUGCUUGAUGCUACCAUUGAUCGUGACAAUGAAGAUAGGUUGGUUAUGGAGAGAGAGUUCCAUGGACGGGAAAUUAUGAAUGUCAUAGCAUGUGAAGGUUUGGAAAGGAUUGAGAGGCCAGAAACGUACAGGCAAUGGCAGGUUCGUCAUGUGAGGGCUGGGUUUAAGGCGCCUCCCCUGGACCAAGAUUUCAUGAAGUUAUUCAGGGGUAAGAUGAAGGCAUGGUACCACAAGGACUUUGUGCUUGAUGAAGAUGGCAACUGGAUGCUGCAAGGUUGGAGAGGUCGGAUUUUUUAUGGCUCCUCCUGUUGGGUGCCUACUUAAGAUGCAUAAAAAAGAAUGUUUUCUGUCAUGACCUGUACGUUACAGGGAUUCUCCCUGAGUUUACUGGUCAAGGAUUCGUAUUAAGGUAGCUCAGAAUGUAUUUAUUUCCGGUUCCUCCAUUUGUUCAUGUAUCUUUUACUUGCAAACAAUCUUGAAUCUGGAAUGUGUUCGCUUAUAAUUCUCAAGAUGGGAAGAUGCAAUUUGCGGCUUCUACGCGGCACCGCAUUGUGAAUUAUGC